This is a messenger RNA of Aureococcus anophagefferens, 4006 nucleotides long. RefSeq lists its product as hypothetical. Bases 55 to 3720 code for a protein of 1221 amino acids. The record is from RefSeq and is a predicted model, not a curated record. Gene Ontology annotation, molecular function: structural molecule activity; protein binding. The transcript is spliced from 5 exons. Gene Ontology annotation, cellular component: COPI vesicle coat. Lineage: Eukaryota; Pelagophyceae; Pelagomonadales; Pelagomonadaceae. Gene Ontology annotation, biological process: intra-Golgi vesicle-mediated transport; intracellular protein transport; endoplasmic reticulum to Golgi vesicle-mediated transport.
GCGGUCCCCCCCUACCUAGAGGAGAGGUGCGUCAAGCGAUUUUGUUGGCUCGAGAUGUUGACUAAAUUUGAGUCAAAAAGCAACCGGGUUAAGGGUCUGGCCUUCCACCCCCAUCGACCAUGGAUAUUGACGAGCUUGCAUAACGGCGUCAUCCAACUAUGGGAUUACCGGAUGGGUACCUUGCUUGAUCGGUUUGACGAACAUGACGGUCCAGUGAGAGGUGUAGACUUUCAUCAGGCACAACCUCUCAUAGUAAGUGGCGGGGACGACUAUCGCAUCAAAGUCUGGGACUAUAAGCUUCGUCGAUGUUUGUUCACGUUGCUGGGACAUCUGGAUUACAUCCGUACAGUCUGUUUUCAUGGUGAUUAUCCCUGGCUUGUAUCCGCUAGUGAUGACCAGACCAUUCGCAUAUGGAACUGGCAAAGCCGAUCAUGUGUCAGCGUGCUCACGGGACACAAUCACUAUGUGAUGUGUGCGUCAUUUCACACCAGAGAUGAUCUUAUUGUGUCUGCCUCCUUGGAUCAAACUGUCCGAGUUUGGGAUAUAACAGGACUCAGAAAAAAAAAUGUUCGAGGAGCACCAACUUCUGGCGCGGGAACCGCUAGCGUUGUAUCGCGGGUGAAUGCUGAUCUCUUUGGUGGCAAUGAUGCUGUUGUUAAGUAUGUCCUUGAAGGCCACGACCGAGGAGUGAACUGGGCAUCAUUCCAUCCUACACUGCCUCUCAUCAUCAGCGGUGCAGAUGAUCGGCAGGUAAAGCUCUGGCGUAUGAAUGAAACUAAAGCUUGGGAGGUUGACACCAUGCGUGGUCACACUAACAACGUUUCAUGUGUUGUCUUCCAUCCCAAACACGAACUCAUUAUUUCAAACUCGGAAGACAGAUCUAUUCGAGUCUGGGAUAUCUCGAAGCGAUUAGGCGUUCAAACAUUUCGCAGAGAAAAUGACCGGUUUUGGAUACUAGCUGCACACCCAGAACAAAAUCUUCUAGCUGCAGGCCAUGACUCUGGUAUGAUUGUCUUCAAACUGGAACGUGAACGUCCCGCCUACGCUUCGCACUCGGGUCGAUUGUUUUACGUCAAGGAUCGAUAUCUGCGGGUGUACGAAUACAGUCCUUCGCGUGAUGUGCCCGCCUUGUCUCUUCGCCGAGCUGGUUCAGGUAGUAGCAUAGGCGGGAAUCCUCGGUCUCUCGAUCUCAAUGUUUUCAAUGCGUCAGAGGAUAAUAUCUUGAUGUUCUCUGAAUCUGAUGGGGGCACAUAUGAGUUGAUGACAUUUCAGGGAGAAUCUUCCGCAACUCCGGGAGAGAGCACUGAAAUAAAACGUGGCCAAGGUGUAGCUGCUGUCUUCAUUGCUCGUAACCGAAUUGCGGUCCUCGAUAAGAAUCGUCAGAUCAUCAUCAAAGACUUUGCAAAUGAGAAAAGGAAGAGCUUAGCUCCGCCGAAUCCUAGCACGGACCGAAUGUUUUUUGCAGGCACAUCAGGGCGACUGUUGCUCCGCUCGGAUGAUCGAAUCACCUUAUUUGAGCCACAGUCUCGCCGUGUCCUCGCAGAGUUGCAAAGUCCACGGGUCAAAUAUGUAUUGUGGAAUAAAGACUGCACUUAUGUUGCGCUCGUCAGCAAACAUGGUAUUACGAUCGCAUCCCGUGACAUGGAGCAGCUUUGCAGCUUUACUGAAUCAGUGCGUGUCAAAAGUGGUUCUUGGGACACUAAUAAUUGCAUCUUUAUCUACACAACUCUGAAUCAUAUAAAGUACUGCUUGAUUAAUGGCGAUACUGGUAUAAUUCGUACGCUAGAUGUGCCUGUCUACAUCACACGAGUCGCCAGCAAUCAGCUGUUUUGUCUUGAUCGCGAGUGUAAGACACGUGUUAUUUCCAUUGACACAACCGAGGCAGCCUUCAAACUAGCCCUUGAGGACAAAAAUUACCCUGAAGUCAUGCACAUGGUCCGCAAUUCUCGGCUUUGUGGAAAGGCCAUAAUUGGGUACCUUCAAGACAAGGGGUUCCCGGAAGUUGCACUCCAUUUUGUUGAUGAUUUAAAGACCAGAUUUAAGCUGGCAUUAGCAUGCGGUAACAUUGAGAUUGCUAUGAACACAGCCUAUGAAAUGGGGGACGAUCUCUCUUGGCAUAGACUUGGGAUUGAGGCCCUUCGUCAGGGUAACCACCAGGUAGUUGAGAUGGCAUACCAACGCACAAAAAAUUUCGAGCGUCUUUCGUUCUUGUACCUUCUCACUGGCAACACCGAGAAACUCCGAAAGAUGCUCAAAAUCGCAGAGAUGCGCCAGGAUAUAAUGGCAAGAUUCCACAACGCCUUAUUCUUGGGUGAUGUAUUGGAGCGAGUCAAAGUGUUAGAAGACGCUGGCCAGGUGUCCUUGGCAUAUUUAACAUCACUGACGCAUGGACUCGUCGAUGCAGAGGAAAGAUUGAAAUUGGGACUCCCUGAGGGGGUGAUGCCAGCCAUUCACGGAGAUGCACAUCUGAUGCAGCCACCAACGCCAAUCAUCCACGCAGAUAAUUGGCCACUAUUGAGUAUCCCAAAGCAAACCCUCUAUGAGAAGAAAGACGAACUAUCCACCUACCAUGAUGAUGCUGACUUGGAACCAGCUGGUAAAGGAUGGGAAGCAGCAGAACUUGAUCUUGAAGAUUCUCCUGGAGAGCCCGUUGUCAGCACUGAAGAUACUAUUGGAAAUGGUUGGGACGAUGACUUGGACUUGGGAGAUGAGUUUUCUGAUGUGUCCUCAGCACAAAAAAUCCCCUCAAACCUUGAUGGCGAAGGUCGUAAUGAGGGCUUGUUGGUACCAGCUACAGGAAUUUUACCGACACGUUCAUGGUGCAACAAUUCAUCUCAUGCUGCAGACCACAUUGCGGCAGGUUCUUUUGAUAGUGCAAUGCAGCUUCUGAAUCGUCAAAUUGCCGCUGCACAUUUUUUGCCGAUGAAAUCAUGCUUUAUGCUCGUGUUUUCGAGCUCCUUGAUGUCCAUGCCUGGAUUACCCUUGACCACUACGCUGCACAUCCCACUCAGUCGCACUGCUAGCGGCACUCCAGGAGAAAAUCUACCUGAUGUCGCAAUCACUAUGGCGCAUCUAAUUCAAUCUCUAAAACUCGCCUACAAGACAUUUCAGAAAGGCGAAUUCUCUCGUGUUCAAGCUAUUUUCAGUACGAUAUUUAAGUCAAUUCCUCUUGUCAUUACUGAGACGAGAAGUGCAUCGCACGAGGUGACAGAACUCCUUGAUAUCUGCAGAGAGUAUACGACUGCUGUGAGAAUAAAAAAUACGAAUGUGAACUCCAGCGGUCAGCGGCAAAUGGAGCUGUCUGCAUACUUCACUCAUUGUAAUUUGCAGCCGGGUCAUCUGGCGCUUGCUUUGAGUUUAGCCAUGACACAAGCUUAUAAGGGGGGAAACUUCAUAAACGCCGCUGCAUUUGCACGCCGUCUUCUUGAGCUACCUGACUUGGUUGGGCAGAACGAUAUUCGUAGCAGGGCUCAAUUGGUCAUCAGGAAUAGCGAGCAAAAGGCUCGAAACGAGCAUGCGUUGAAUUAUGACGAACGCAACCCGUUUGAUAUUGAGUGCACUGAUCUCCAACCUAUUUAUCGUGGAUCGCCCUCCGCAAGCUGUCCCUACUGUAGAUCAGUGCACUCAACAAAGAUGAAAGGCUCCCUUUGUGUAACCUGCAAUCUUGCUGUAAUCGGUGUUGAGACUCUGGGAUUGGUAUCUCAGUCUCAUAGUAAAUAACAAUGGGCCCCAUGGAGGGCACGGCAGACUACAGUGAGAAACCCAACGGACCUGUACUUGCAACUCGCCUGCCGCCACUGCCUGCCACCCGAACGCGGGAAAUGCGACGCGUUCUAGUUUGGACCCCGCCCGCCGACCCCGAAUUGUCGGGGACGUUUCGGGCUCCCUGAGGUCUCGUUCGACGCAAGGGGGGGUCUGAGAACGCGGGGAAUUCGAGGCUCUCUAGUUUGGGCCCCGCUUUUGGGCCCCGCCCGCUAUAGCCGCCGGAGUAAUUACGCCGGUAAUU